Molecule: messenger RNA, 1134 nt
Organism: Meyerozyma guilliermondii ATCC 6260
Lineage: Eukaryota; Fungi; Ascomycota; Pichiomycetes; Serinales; Debaryomycetaceae
Exons: 1
Coding region: 1-1134 (377 amino acids)
Biological process (GO): regulation of signal transduction; regulation of dephosphorylation
Cellular component (GO): cytosol
Molecular function (GO): protein phosphatase 2A binding
Source: RefSeq, a predicted model, not a curated record
AUGGCAGACUCUACAGACCAAACUGUCACGGAAAAGUUCCAGGGUGCUUUGGCGCGCUUUGAGAACUAUAGGAAUGACGCUGGUGUAUUUUCAGGCCGCAAAAAUGGCCCUGAGUACCAAAAAGAGCUUUUAAAGUUGAUAAAAGAGUUUCGAAUCAUUUUGAUAAUUGUCAGUCAUCUCAGUAUAUUCAGCGAUAAUGAAACCAUUGCUGAGAUGAACGUGAACUAUGUUCCUUUCUUGAACGUGGAGUAUUAUCUAGGGACAUUGUACCAGAACCUUAUGGUGAAUUCACAGAGUGUUGGAGAGGAGUUAAUUGUGGAUGGAUUGGAAUUCAAAGUUGAAAACCUUCAAGCGGCCCAAGAACAUUUUGCGAGCUAUCUUCUGGUGCUCAGCAACUACAAGCUCCUAAACAAGGCCCAAACGGAGCGAGUUCGGCUGUAUAAAGAGUCGGACAAUCCACUGGCAAAAGACAUAUUGGCAUCUCAAGAACGAAAUCCAGCUACCAUUCGAGCCGAUAAAAUAGCCAACUUCAAACUAGAAAAAGAGUUGACCUCGAAAAUCCAAAUACUCGUCUCUCGCUACGGUAGCAGUGCAGACGACGCCAAAGCGGAGUUUGACUCCUAUGACGAAGAAACUACCAAACAGCUCUAUCUCGACCAGGUGAAGCUAUUUGCACUCAAAAGUUUCAGCAGCCUUGAACUGAUAGCCAUGGAGUUGGAGGUUCUCAAGAAGAUGCCUGCACCCAACAAGAACCCAAAACCACCACAAAAAGAACAACCAAUUGAUCCCACUGGAUACACCACAAAACUCGAAGUUGUUCCUGGAAAGAAGCAGCCGAUAUCGUCGUUGCUUUCCAAACAAGGCAAGAUAUUGCAGCCGUUCACCAUCACAGCAAAUAAGAACGAGCUUCGAAAUAAGGUGUUUGGAACGGGCCAGGUGUUACCCAGUAUGUCUGUCGAAGAAUAUUUGGACUACGAACUCGCCAAUGGAAAAGUGGCUGCGGAAGAAGUGAAAAAUGAGAAAAAUGACCAAGAUACCGACGACAGCGACGAGGAAUUGGAAAAAAGACAGUGGGACGAUUGGAAGGAUGACAAUCCCAAGGGUAUGGGUAACACGGGUGCCAACUUGGGGUAG